Messenger RNA from Corapipo altera (White-ruffed manakin), 1712 nucleotides. RefSeq names its product aarF domain containing kinase 2 (gene ADCK2). The coding region runs from base 61 to 978 and encodes 305 amino acids. The record is from RefSeq and is a predicted model, not a curated record. Gene Ontology annotation, cellular component: mitochondrion. The transcript is spliced from 8 exons. NCBI's taxonomy places the organism in Eukaryota, Metazoa, Chordata, Aves, Passeriformes, Pipridae.
AGACAUCUCACGCCUGUAGCCAUUAAAGUCCUGCACCCUGGGCUGGUCCACCAAGUCCAGAUGGAUCUGUUUCUCAUGAAGAUGGGCAGCCGCCUCAUUGGACUUCUCCCUGGAUUCAAAUGGCUCAGUUUGACAGAGAUCGUGGAGGAGUUCGAGAAGCUUAUGAUGCAGCAGAUUGACUUACGCUACGAAGCCAGAAAUCUGGAGCGCUUCCGACAAAAUUUCCUAGAUGUCGAUUUUGUGAAGUUUCCAACUCCCCUUUGGCCUUUGGUAACAGCAGAUGUUCUAGUGGAAACGUUUGAGGAGAGUGAACCCAUUUCACAGUACCUGCACGCGGAGAUUGCCACAGAGCUGCGGCAGAGACUUGCAAAGAUGGGCAUGGACAUGCUGCUAAAGAUGAUCUUUGUUGACAACUUUGUCCAUGCUGACCUGCACCCUGGGAACAUCCUGGUUCAAGGCACGGCCCGUGUGAGCAGCAGCUGCAAGGAGCAGACGGCCCUUGUGGACCUGUGUGACACGCUCGUGGUAGAAGUGCAGCCACCGCUCCGGCAGCUCUGCCUGGUGCUGCUGGAUGCAGGGAUCGUGGCGGAGCUGCAGAGCGCUGACAUGCAGAACUUCCGGGCGGUUUUCACAGCUGUGGUCCAAGGACAGGGGGAAAGAGUGGCAGAGCUGAUCCUCCACCACGCCCGCGCCAACCAGUGCCAGGACAUCGAGCGGUUCAAGGCUGAGAUGGCAGAACUAGUGACCAAAGUCCGGGGGAACACCAUUGCCCUGGGGAAGCUGCAGGUGGGAAAUCUCCUCUCAAAUGUCUUCAAAUUAUUGAUGACCCAUAAGGUGAAGCUCGAGAGCAAUUUUGCUUCCAUCAUCUUUGCCAUCAUGGUUCUGGAGGGACUAGGUCGUUCACUGGACCCUGAACUGGACAUCCUAGAGGCAGCCAAACCACUGCUCAUCAAAACUGCAGCUUCUGUCCUCAAAUAGACUCCUGUGGCUGCUGCCUUCUCCCUGUGUGGGGUUACCUGUGCUGUCUGUGAGCCAACAUGAGGGAAGCUGAAGGUGAAGUCACUUGUGCCCUGGGGACAUGCUGUGCAAUGGUUACUCUCCAUUAAUGUUGCCUUCAGUCGUUUCAGCCGAGCACCAGGCAUGGGAUGAUCAGAAGGUCUAUUCCAGAAACCAGAAGACUUUGCACAAUUGGACAUUUCUGACUCAUUGCACAAUUUUAAGAGCUAAUGUGCUCUGGUAGUUUUAAAACUGACAUACGUAGCUUAGGUGCACAAGAUGACUGCAGCCUGAUGAGAAAAGCAGUCUUACUUGUCUAAAAGUCUUCAAAGAGAUGUUCAUUGAUCAAGUCUGUUUUGAAAUCUAUCAGGUUUAAUAUUUAAUUUACUGACUUACCUGUCACUGUGGUAUAAGAAAUGAUGUUCUAACAUCACCUAAGCAACACAGGCUGAAAAAGCCAAUAAACCUCUUUGUCUUUUGUACUUUUAACUUCUACUUUUAUUGUAGAAGUGUCCCAAGAUCCUGCAUGUAGCCGUCUGUUCUUAGUCAUUUUGGAUGAUAAAAACAGACCAGUCAUUUUGAUUUUUUUUUGUUUGUUUGUUUUCAAACUUCUGUACUCCAGCACAUUAUUAUGGGAGUUUAAUUGUAAACAGCAUAAUAAAAUAUUUGCCUAGGCAGAAAAACCUAAUUCCAUAAUAAAAAACAACUUCUGGGAA